This is a messenger RNA of Gilbertella persicaria, 1572 nucleotides long. RefSeq lists its product as uncharacterized. NCBI's taxonomy places the organism in Eukaryota, Fungi, Mucoromycota, Mucoromycetes, Mucorales, Choanephoraceae. The transcript has a single exon. The coding region runs from base 1 to 1572 and encodes 523 amino acids. The record is from RefSeq and is a predicted model, not a curated record.
AUGCUCAGACUAAAUAGCUUCUUCUCAAAAAGAGGCUUGCUUUGGCUAGCAAUUCUCUCUCUGUUUUAUUGGCUUCUUCGAGACUACCCAAACUGGAGAGCAAAACGUCAAAAUAAUGCUCCUCAAAAUAACACUACGACAAAAGACCAAGACAAACCAUCAUCUAAAGAUAAAGUGUCCUUAGUGCAUUACAUUUUAGUAUCGCCCUUUGCAGCAUUUUACAUCAUUGUUAGAAUCAUGCUGGAUACAAUACGCUAUAGCUUGUAUUAUUUCUUAUGGUCAUGUGAAAAAUCAAUUCCUUACAUAGACGAUUGGCUAUAUGAUUUCUGUACUAAGAUUUUACCAUACAAAUACAGUCAAACAAAAGCAUGGUGGAUGACGGUUGGCAAGCCAAAAUACAUUCAAUAUAAGCAAUAUACACGAGGUCAUCUUGUGCCGGCUACAAUUCAUGGUUUGGAAGUGUCUUUUAUCACCUUGUAUAAAGCUGGUUGCAUAUUAAAAACAGAAUGGAUGGGUUUUGUGGGGGCUUGGCAUCGAUUUAUUCAACGCUAUGAUUGGCAUCAGUUGGUUUUAGAUUUGAGCAAUAUUGGAUAUAGGACAUGUUGGGUGCCAUUCACUUGGAUAGUUUCUCGAUCCUAUCGUUUGUGUUUCGUUAUUUAUACAGGACUUCAUUCUACGGCUACAUCUAUUAUUCAAGAAAUUCAAUGGGUCCUUACAGUUGCCCUACCUUCUAUGUAUCAUUAUAUGGCCUCCACACGGUUGGCCAAAGUGAUCUCCGUUGCUUUUAUCCUUAUAAAACAAUACGUCCAGUGGACAUGUUUCAGCAUAAGCCAGUAUGUGUUGAAGCCUACUAUUGGGCGAUGCUUAGUUUGGACAGUCAAGGUCAUUGACAAGAUUAUAUCAUUAUUGCAACAAAACACAAUUCAAGAAAAACUCACAAAAUACUACCGUUUGUUGGCUCCUAGUAUGGUUUGGGUCUUGAAUGAUUUAAGUAGUCUUAUCAAAGAUAUCAUCUCAGCAGCACUAGUUUUGUAUAGUCAACUCGUUCUUCCAGCUUAUCGAUUGUUUAUAAAGCAUAUCAUACCUCGUUUAUCCAUUGCCUACAAAUCAAUGACUCACCGCCUAUACCAAUGGCUUGAAUCUUAUUUAUACCCUGUCUGGUCUCAGUUAAGUCCUUAUUUGAACAAGCCCUUGUAUUGGAUAUAUCUGUCUGCCCACACUGUCUUGAGUGUUUUGCAAAAACAUCUGACUCAGCAGUUGGUCAACCAAAUAUGGACACUAUGUUCAAGGUUGUUUGGUUUGGUAUCCAUCUAUACCCUUAGAUCCUACGAGAUUACGCAACCAUGGCUCAUUGAGCAAGCUCCUCGCUUGGCCAACUUGAUCCAACAAUUGUUGAUAUCUAUCAAGUCAAUGUGUGAUUGGCAAUCAUUAAGCAAGGAUUUGACUACUUUGAUCAAUAUACUUUAUGAUUGGAUUGCAGAACAGUCUAAUUUGAUAUAUUUGUCAUUGGAAAGGUCUUUGACAAACUGGGCCAAAGAACAGCAUGAGAUCAGAGAGCAGAAAUUAGCUUAA